AUGCCAUCCACAGCCCCAAUCCUGCGGCCCAAGAAGGCCAUGAAUGCCCAUCAGGAAGAAGAGCCGAUCAGCUACGACAUCAACAUUCCUUACGUCGACGUCACCAAAGAAGUGCAUCUCCGCACCAGAUACCCUGAGUACCUUCCCACAUGGGACAAAGUGUGGUUCGACCCACUUCCUCCAUUUGAGUACCAGGAUCCUGCCCUGCGUGUGAAGGACAAGAGCAAGCCCAACCUUCUGACUUCGAACACGAAAAUGACGGAGAUUCAGCCGCGGAUCGGAAGCAUCUUGGAGGGAGUCCAGUUGAGCCAGCUCUCGGAUGCGGCUAAGGAUGAAUUGGCGCUGCUGAUUGCAGAGCGCAAGGUGGUUGCUUUCCCCGAUCAGGAUCUGAUCGAUGCUGGGCCGGAGGAACAGGAGGCAUUUAUGCGACACUUUGGCAAGCCUAACUACCAGCCGGUCUCCGGCUCCAUGCGCGGCCACCCUGGAUUUCACAUUAUUCAUCGUGAUGGAAACCGUGAGGAGAUCACACGCUUCUUGGAGCAGCGUACAACAACCACACUCUGGCACCAAGAUGUGAGCUACGAGAUUCAACCCCCCAGCUAUGUCAUGCUAGGACUGCUAGAAGGUCCCGAGGUGGGCGGCGACACCGUCUUCUCGGCUACUGAUAUGGCGUACAAGCGUCUUUCUCCCACUUUCACCUCAUGGCUGGAUACGCUGCGGGCAGUCCACUCCUCCGCCAAGAUGAUCAGCCACGCUCGCAUGACUGGUAGUUUGGUGCGCAAGGACGCUGUCGACACCGUCCACCCGCUUGUGCGCGUUCACCCGGUAACAGGCGAGAAAUGCCUUUUCGUCAAUGGGGAGUUCAUCACGAAGAUUCAGGGCCUAAAGGAGCCUGAGCAGAAGUGGUUGCUCGACUUCAUCAUGCAACAUAUCAUCACCGGACACGACUUCCAGGCCCGAGUCCGAUGGCAACCCAGGACAAUUGUCCUCUUCGACAACCGCAGCACCACUCACUCUGCCAUUGUCGACUACCUCGAUGACGACAACGGUGCUAAGCUCCGCCACAUCUUCCGCAUGUGUGCCUUGGGCGAGAAGCCCAUCCCAGUGUACGACCAAUUCGAGUAG
Molecule: messenger RNA, 1125 nt
Organism: Aspergillus aculeatinus CBS 121060
Lineage: Eukaryota; Fungi; Ascomycota; Eurotiomycetes; Eurotiales; Aspergillaceae
Product: TauD/TfdA dioxygenase family protein
Exons: 3
Coding region: 1-1125 (374 amino acids)
Cellular component (GO): cytoplasm
Molecular function (GO): 2-oxoglutarate-dependent dioxygenase activity
Source: RefSeq, a predicted model, not a curated record